Phragmites australis (common reed) is the source of this 1151-nucleotide messenger RNA. RefSeq names its product ARGOS-like protein. Gene Ontology annotation, biological process: positive regulation of organ growth. The coding region runs from base 797 to 1081 and encodes 94 amino acids. The transcript has a single exon. The record is from RefSeq and is a predicted model, not a curated record. Lineage: Eukaryota; Viridiplantae; Streptophyta; Magnoliopsida; Poales; Poaceae.
GUCCAUAAGUCUCUCCUAUUUUUGAUCACUCUAGCCGUCUUAUUAGUUGCACUAGCAUCCAUUUCGUUUGACUUUAUCAACACGUCAUCUUCAUCGUUUGUUUCAUAUUUUGCUUGACCUCUACGUGUACAACUAGGAUCACCCCUGACUUCGCCUAACCCCCUUUAUCGUUUGGCACCAAGCACCCAUUUAUCUCUUAUCAGUCGCCGUCGAUCAUCAAAUUACAUCUGUUACCUGCACACUAUAAGACAAUCAAACACAUUUCUCUAACUCUAACUCUAGUUAGUCUACAAUCAAAAUACUCAAACUAAGCUCAAGCAAUUCAAAACUCAACAAAUCAACUUGAUAAUCUUGUUAAUUACUCAUCACAUAUAAAUGUGAUGAAUCAAGAUAUAUUUUAACUUGUUUGUCAAAAUUUUACUAGGACAAACUAAACUUAACCUUGAACUAAAUGAAAAUCAAUUUUUCUAGACAUAGCCAAAUAUUGAUUUGGCAGACACAAACCAAACAGCCCUUAGUCCGACCUGGUUGUCCCUUGCAACACUAACUGUCACAUACACGCCACUUGACUAGUUGGCGUUAGAAUCGAAUUAAGGCCACCGUUCGGUCCGAUUCAAGGCCAUUGACCGAUCGAAAUUAAGCCUAUAAAAUGUUUUUUAAAAUCUAUUCACACUUACAGUCAUGUUGAUCAUCUCGAGCUUAAAAGCGGCGCCUCCUCCAAAGCACGUCCAAGAACCGACGAUCGGUCCGAGGGGCAAACCACAGCUGUUGUCGCCGCCGGAGAGGCAGCACGAGAAUGCCGUCGCCGCCAUGGACGGCUCGCCUCGGCAGCCGGCACAAGAACGAUGACCCGAGCACGCCGAGGGGCUUCUGCGCCAAUUACUUGUCCGUGGAGUCGCGCCUCCUGCUCGCCCUCGUAACCGUGCUGCUGCUGGUGCUCCCGCUCGUCCUGCCACCGCUCCCGCCGCCGCCGAUGCUGCUGCUUCUCGUGCCGGUGGCAAUGCUUGCGGUGCUGCUGCUGCUGGCACUCACGCCGUCAGGUAGCCGGAACAACGUCGCGGAUCCGGCAUCCUACUUGUAAAUCGAUGUACAUUACAAAGUUUUGCCAGAGGUUUUGAACAUUUGAUAUGAAUGUUGGAUCAAUUAAUUUA